AAGUGGGACUAGGUGUCGUGGCGGGAGUAUCGUAAUCCGGGGGGCUGGGGGAGGCGGCCGGGACCCCUGCGGCGGCUUUGGCAGCCCCUUGAGGUUCUGUUUCAGUGAGGGCCGGCAACCGGCGGACCUCCCCUCUAUUUCCCCAACAUGCGCAGACUCCAGAGGAGCGGACGCAGGCCGUCGGGAUGAUAGUGGCCGCUGCCUGCCGUGCGCUUCGCAGGCUGGCGCCUCCCGGACUCCGGACCUCGUCCAGCGCCGCCAUGGAGGGGACUUUCCGAGGCGUGCGGAGAGUCCUCUGCGUGGCCGAGAAAAACGACGCGGCCAAGGGGAUCGCCGAUCUUUUGUCCAACGGCCGCAUGCGGCGGAGGGAAGGACUUUCAAAAUUCAACAAGAUCUAUGAAUUUGAUUAUCAUCUAUAUGGCCAGGACAAAGAGAAAUGGAGAAAUGUGGAAGACAGAGAAGGGGAGAGAAAGAUAGACACCUGCAGACCUGCUUCAUCGCCUAUGAAGCUACACUCUAAUGUUACCAUGAUAAUGACUUCAGUUUCUGGACAUUUGCUGACUCAUGACUUUCAGAUGCAGUAUCGCAAAUGGCAGAGCUGCAAUCCCCUUGUUCUCUUUGAAGCUGACAUCGAAAAGUAUUGUCCAGAGAAUUUUGUAGACAUCAAGAAAACUCUAGAACGAGAGUCACGGCAGUGCCAGGUCUUGGUGAUCUGGACUGACUGUGAUAGAGAAGGUGAAAAUAUCGGGUUUGAAAUUAUCCACGUGUGCAAGGCCGUAAAGCCAAGCCUGCAGGUGCUAAGAGCCCGUUUUUCUGAGAUCACCCCUCAUGCUGUCAGGGUGGCCUGUGAAAACCUCACUGAGCCUGAUCAAAGAGUGAGUGAUGCCGUAGAGGUGAGGCAGGAGCUGGACCUGAGGAUCGGAGCUGCCUUCACCAGAUUCCAGACCCUUAGGCUGCAAAAGAUCUUCCCCGAGGUAUUAGCAGAACAGCUCAUCAGCUAUGGUAGCUGCCAGUUCCCAACACUGGGGUUUGUGGUAGAGAGGUUCAAAGCCAUUCAGGCUUUUGUGCCAGAAGUCUUCCACAAAAUUAAAGUAACUCACAACCAUGAAGAUGGCAUCAUAGAGUUCAACUGGAAAAGGCACCGUCUCUUUAACCACACAGCUUGUCUUGUUCUCUAUCAACUGUGUAUGGAGGAUCCCAUGGCGACUGUGGUGGAGGUCAGGUCCAAACCAAAGAGCAAAUGGAGGCCCCAAGCUUUGGACACUGUGGAGCUGGAGAAGCUGGCCUCUCGAAAAUUGAAGAUAAAUGCUAAAGAAACCAUGAGGAUUGCUGAAAAGCUCUACACUCAAGGGUACAUCAGCUACCCCCGAACUGAAACAAACAUUUUCCCCAAAGACUUAAACCUGACAGUGCUGGUGGAGCAACAGACCCCAGAUCCACGCUGGGGUGCCUUUGCCCAGAGUAUUCUAGAACGGGGUGGCCCCACUCCACGCAACGGGAACAAGUCUGACCAAGCCCAUCCUCCUAUUCAUCCCACCAAAUAUACCAGCAACUUGCAGGGAGAUGAACAGCGACUCUAUGAGUUCAUUGUUCGCCAUUUCCUAGCCUGCUGCUCCCAGGAUGCCCAGGGUCAGGAGACCACCGUGGAGAUUGAUAUUGCUCAGGAGCGCUUUGUGGCUCAUGGCCUCAUGGUUCUGGCCCGUAACUAUCUGGAUGUGUACCCCUACGAUCACUGGAGUGACAAGAUAAUCCCGGUCUAUGAGAGAGGCACCUGCUUUCAGCCCAGCACUGUGGAAAUGGUGGAUGGGGAGACUAGCCCACCCCAGCUUCUCACCGAGGCAGACCUCAUUGCCCUCAUGGAAAAGCAUGGCAUUGGUACCGACGCCACUCACGCAGAGCACAUUGAGACCAUCAAAGCUCGGAUGUAUGUUGGGCUCACCCCAGACAAACGCUUUCUCCCUGGGCACCUGGGCAUGGGCCUUGUGGAAGGUUAUGACUCCAUGGGCUAUGAGAUGUCCAAGCCAGACCUUCGGGCGGAGCUGGAGGCUGACCUGAAGCUCAUCUGUGAGGGGAAGAAGGACAAAUCUGUUGUCCUGAGGCAACAGGUCCAGAAAUAUAAGCAAGUAUUCAUUGAAGCAGUGGCCAAAGCUAAGAAAUUGGAUGAGGCCUUGUCCCAGUACUUUGGAGAAGGGGCAGAGCUGGCCCAGCAAGAAGCCAUCUACCCUGCCAUGCCAGAGCCUAUCAGGAAGUGCCCACAGUGCAACAAAGACAUGGUCCUCAAGACCAAGAAGAAUGGCGGGUUCUACCUUAGCUGUGUGGGGUUUCCAGAAUGUCGGACAGCCGUGUGGCUCCCCGACUCAGUGAUAGAGGCCAGCAGGGAUGAGAGUGUGUGUCCAGUCUGUCAACCACAUCCUGUUUACAGGUUGAAAUUAAAGUUUAAACGUGGCAGCCUCCCCCCAACCAUGCCUCUGGAGUUUGUUGGCUGCAUCAGUGGGUGUGAUGAGACCCUGAGGGAGAUCUUGGACCUGAAGUUUUCCCGAGCUCUGCCCAGAACCACCCAGCCCUCUGGCUACCUCCAGGCCAGCCAGUCCCUGAACAGAAUGGACAGCAGCCAGCACAGCCACCACCCCCAGCUCCCUGGCUCCAGCCACAUCGGACCCUCAAAGGCCCCAGUCCGGACUUUACCAUCACCCACUGCUACAGGGGAGAGAAACUCCGUGACCUGCAACUGUGGCCAGGAGGCCCUGCUGCUCACUGUGCGGAAGGAGGGCCCCAACCAGGGCCGCCAGUUCUACAAGUGCAGUGGUGGCAGCUGCAACUUCUUCCUGUGGGCCGACAGCCAACCUGGGGCCAGAGCGCCUCCUUCCUCAGGCCCACGACCUGUGGGCAGCUCACUAGUGUGCCCACCAGGCUCAGGGGGCCACUUCGGUACAUUUGGCAGCUCUGGUGAUAACAGCAACACUGGUACAGCUUGCCUGUGCAGCCAGCCUGCCAUCACACUGACUGUGCAAAAGGAUGGGCCCAACAAGGGACGCCAGUUCCACACAUGCGCCAAGCCACGAGAGCAGCAGUGUGGUUUCUUCCAAUGGGUGGAUGAGAACAUGCCCCCGGUGAAUUUUGGAGUUCCACCCUGGCCAAGAGGCAGAGGACAGACCCAGGGGGCAGAGGAAAGAAACAAAAGAACCCGGGUGAGUCUUUCAGACACAGGAAACAUGUCCAAGAAACCCCGGAAAUGUAGCCUGUGCCAUCAGCCUGGACACACCCGGCCCUUCUGUCCUCAGAAUAGAUGAGAGCGGGGACGUGGAGGGACCACUUCAGACAUGCCCUCCACGUCAGGAGUGACUUUCCCCAGGCCAGAGUCUUUUGCUGCCCUGGGAUCUCAAAGGCUCUGUCUGGCCUGUGUGUGUGGAGUUACGAUACAGGCUGCUCUCUGGACAGGCUUCCUCUGUUCUGGGGCUCAACCUUGACUGUUCCCUAUAAUGAGAUGUCACUGAAGCUGCUCCCUCUGGCACCAUGGGGACUAUCAGGCUGAAAGCUGGAGCCUCCUGCAGUUCUGGCUCCUGAGCACCCUGACCUUCAGAAAGCCUCAGUGGCGCCUGGAACUUCAGCUCCUUGCAGACAUCCCAAGUAAAGAGGGCACUGUGUGAUCCAGGACUCUGCUUCUUUAGCUGUGUCUACAGAGGACAGCCUGUCGUUGAUGUGCCUUAAUGAAGAAUCCUCCCAGUGGGACAGUGAGCCUGCAGAACCUCCACUCCAUGAAUCUGGUGAAUAAAAAAAACCAGCUAGUUCCUGAGGGAGUACUAACUGACUUGGGGGCCUCCCAGGCCAGCCCUAUCUGCACUUCAUCUGUCUGGUGAGCAGUGAGCCCACUGUCUCAGUCCCACAAACAGCUCAUCCUGCUGGACAGAAAUUUAUUAUCCAUGGGCUACAUAUCCAGAGGUCAUGCCAUCCUGCCCAGGCAGGUGACCUGAGAUUGAUCAGUAGUAGGUAUGGUCAUGGCCCUGCUUUUGGGGGCGGUGGGGAGGGGCGGCCUUGACAAACAUCAGUCUACUUGUUAAUCUGUUUUUACCUUUUAUAAAUGGGGUCUCAAGGGACAUUCCCUUUUACCUUGUAUAAAUGUGUCAUGGGAGCUUCAUGUUCAGCCUUUCAUAGAGCAUAGUGUUUGUAAGGCUCAUCUACCUGUGUGUCAGUCUAGAUGUCUCCCUCUGGUCCUCAUGGGACCCUCCUUAGCCCAGUGGAUGCCUGAGACUACAGCCAGGGCCAAAUCCUGUGUAUGCUAGGGACUGCCCUACACAUACGUGCAUCAGAUAAAAUCCAAUUUGUAAACUGGGUACAGCAAGAAAUCAGCAUUAAUAAUAAAAUAGAACUAUCAGCAAUAUACUAAUAAAAUUAUGAGGUAUA
Molecule: messenger RNA, 4401 nt
Organism: Erinaceus europaeus (western European hedgehog)
Lineage: Eukaryota; Metazoa; Chordata; Mammalia; Eulipotyphla; Erinaceidae
Gene: TOP3A
Product: DNA topoisomerase III alpha
Exons: 20
Coding region: 186-3290 (1034 amino acids)
Biological process (GO): DNA topological change
Cellular component (GO): chromosome; nucleus
Molecular function (GO): DNA binding; DNA topoisomerase type I (single strand cut, ATP-independent) activity; zinc ion binding
Source: RefSeq, a predicted model, not a curated record